AAUUUUCACACACACACACACACACAGUUGAAAAAACUUGCUGGCUUCUUGUUCCAAAACUCACCCCUUCUCUUUCUUCUAUCUCUCUCAUGGUGAUUUAAAAUCAAGAAACAACAAUGGCUAAAAACCUUCUAGAAGAAGUUGGAUCCAAACUUGAAAAUCCACCUGCAAAUAAAGAUGCACUUAUCAAACUCUUGAAGCAAGCGGCGGCAUCUUUGUCGGAAAUAGAGCAAUCACCGUCAAAAGCAGUAUUGGAGUCUAUGCAGCCUCUUGUAACUGCAAUCGUAAAGCCAGAAUUGCUAAAACAUCAUGAUAAAGAAAUUAAGCUUCUUGUUGCCACCUGCACAUGUGAGAUAACCAGAAUCACUGCUCCUGAAGCACCAUAUGAUGAUGAUAUUUUAAAGGACAUAUUUCAUUUGAUUGUAAGCACUUUCAAUGGGCUACGAGAUACCAAAGGACCAUCUUUUGGGAGGAGAGUAACUAUCUUGAAAACUGUAGCUAAAUAUAGAUCAUGUGUCGUGAUGUUGGAUCUUGAUUGUGAGGAAUUAAUCAAAGAAAUGUUCAGAACAUUUUUCGCUGUUGUCAGUGAUGAGCAUUCUGAGAGUGUUAUCUUAUCGAUGAAGACUAUCAUGGUGGUUCUUUUGGAAGAGAGUGAGGAAAUUAAUGAGGACCUUUUGCUCAUUAUUCUUUCUGUUUUAGGCCGAGAUAAGAGAGCCAUAACUAUGUCUGCAAGGAGGCUUGCUAUGAGUGUUAUAGGGCAUUGCGCUGUAAAACUUGAACCAGGAAUUAAGCAGUUUAUUGUAAAAUCAAUGUCGGGAGAAGAGAGCAGUCCUUCAAUUUCUCAAAUUGAUUACCAUGAAGUUAUUUAUGAUAUCUACCGUUGUGCUCCUCAGGCCUUAGCAGGAAUUGUGCCCUACCUAACAGGAGAGCUCUUGACAGAUAAAAUAGAUGUUCGGUUAAAAGCAGUCAAACUGGUGGGAGACCUUUUCUCUAUCCCAGGAAGUAGCAUUUCUGAGGCAUUUUACCCAAUCUUUUUGGAGUUUUUAAAGAGGUUGGCUGAUAUAGUUGUUGAGGUACGGAUGUCAGUUCUUGAACAUGUCAAGCGCUGUAUGCUGUCCAAUCCUUACAGAUUAGAAGCUCCUCAGUUAACCGCUGCGCUAUGUGAUCGCUUGCUGGAUUAUGAUGAAAGCAUACGCCAAAAAGUUGUUGCAGUAGUUUCGGACCUAGCUUGCCAUGAACUAUCUUCUAUUUCACUCGACACUGUCAAACUUCUAGCCGAUCGACUUCGUGACAAAUCGCUCCCUGUGAAAAAGUAUACCAUGGAGAGGCUAUCUGAUGUGUAUAGAACUUGCUGCUCGGAUUUAACGAGGGAUGGUUAUGAUUGGAUCCCCGGACGAAUUAUAAGAUGUUUUUAUGACAAAGAUUUUAGAUCAGAUACAGUUGAACACGUUCUGUGCACCACCCUUUUUCCAGCUGACUUCUCAGUCAGAGAUAAGGUUACAACGUGGAUCAGAGUAUUUUCAAAGUUUGACAGUGUGGAGGUAAAGGCUUUAGAGAAAAUACUGGAGCAGAAGCAAAGGUUACAGUUGGAGUUGCAAAAAUACUUUUCUCUCAGGGAGAUGUAUAAUAAGUUUCAGGAAAGUGAUGCUUCAGAUAUCCAGAAGAAAGUUACACUUUGCUUUCGGGUCAUGUCUCACUGUUUUACAGAUCCCACUAAAGCCGAGGCAGAUUUCCUGCUUCUCCAUCAACUAAAGGAUGCUAAUGUUUGGAAAAUGUUGAGAAAACUACUUGAUCCUAACACUACGUCUCUUCAAGCUUGUAGAUAUCGGGAUGAAUUGCUUAAUGUUGUUGGUCAGAAACAUCCGCUUCAUGGAUUUUUGAGCACUUUGUCUGUGAAGUGCUCAUAUAUACUUUUCAACAAGGAUGAUGUUAAGCGUAUUCUUCUGGAGGCGAAAUCAUCCCAAAAUAGUCUGCUGACUCAGUCUUGCAUGAAUAUACUUGUGAUUAUUGCAUCCUUCAGUCCUUUAUUGCUUAGCGGGGCUGAAAAAGAGUUGGUUCAUCUUGUUGAAGAUGAUAAUGAAGUAAUAAAGGAAGGUGUUUUGCACGUUUUAGCAAAAGCGGGUGGAACCAUUCGGGAACUCUUGGGAGAAGCAUCUAGUACAUUAGAUUUAUUACUGGAGAGAAUAUGCUUAGAAGGUAGUAGGAGGCAGGCCAAGUAUGCUGUACACGCGUUAGUGUCUAUAACAAAGGAUGAUGGCCUCAAAUCACUAUCUGUUCUAUACAAGAAACUUGUAGAGAUGCUAGAGAAGAAGACACAUUUGCCUUCUGUUCUACAGUCUCUAGGUUGCAUUGCACAACUUGCCAUGCCAGUAUUUGAAACUCAAGAAACCAAAAUUCAAGGCUUUAUAAAAGAAAAUAUACUAGGAUGUAGUGAGGAAACAAGUGACAAGACAAAAGAAUCUUGGGAUGAUAAAAGCCAACGUUGUUUGUUAAAGAUAUAUGGCAUCAAAACUCUGGUGAAAAGCUAUUUGCCUGUGAAAGAUGCACAUCUUCGUGUUGGGAUUGGUGAACUGAUCAAAGUUCUUAAGGACAUGCUUUCUAUAGGGGAAUUCUCUAAAGAUAUUGAAUCAAGUUCUAUUGAUAAAGCGCAUUUAAAGCUAGCUUCAGCCAAAGCUAUUCUUCGUCUGUCAAAGCUUUGGGAUAAGGCCAUCCCAAUUGAUGUAUUUUACCUCACUUUAAGAACAUCAGAGAUUGGGUUCCCUGAAGUUAAAAAACGGUUUCUCAACAAAGUUUAUCAAUACAUCAAGGACCGAAGUUUGGACCCAAAAUAUGUGUGUGCUUACUUCCUAGGCUUAAAAUCUGAAUGGUCACUGCAGGAUCAGAAAUCUGAGGAGUAUUGUAAUCUAAAUGACAUCAUUCAGAUGUGUCAGCAAGGAAAGGUAAGGCAACUUUCUAUGCAAAGUGAUGGAAACUCUUCGGUGGUUCAUCCUGAGUAUAUGCUUCCGUAUUUAAUUCAUGCACUUGCACAUCAUCCUUCAUGUCCGAACGUUGAUGAAUGCAAGGAUCUCAAAGCAUAUGAACCAAUCUACCGGAAAUUGUAUGUAUUCCUAUCUAUGUUGGCACUUGGAGAUGAAGAAGGGAAGGCUGGCAAAAGUCUAAAGAAAGAAGAAGUUUUUUCUGUACUUUCAAUUCUUCAAAGCAUCAGGAGCUCUGAAGAUGCUGUAUCUACAAGCAUGUCAAAGAAGUCGUAUGCUAUCUGCGACCUUUGCUUUUCAAUCACCAAACGUUUAGCACAAAACCAAGAAGAGCUCCAGGAACCAUUAGUACAUGUCUCUUUACCUCAAGUGCUGUAUAGACCAUAUGACAAAAAACAUGACAAGAAAGAAGAAAUGGAGGAAAAAGAAUACAAGAAAGAAGAAGAGAAAGAAGAGAAGAAAGUAGACGAGAAAGAUGAAAAGGAGAAAGUAGAUGAGAAGGAUGAAAAGGAGAAAGAAGACAAGAACCAUGUCACUGAAAGGCAGACAUGGUUGGCUGAUGCUGAUGCUCUUGCGCACUUUGAGUUGCUUAAUAUGGAAGCUAAUGACAGUGUUCCGUCAAAUACUAUUGAAGACGUUAAGCUGAAGGACAGUGAAACGGAUGAUAACGAGGUGCCUUUAGGAAAGUUACUGAAACGGAUAAAAGCAAAAGUAAAAGAAAGGAAGGAGGCUAUGAAAAUUGGUUCUACACUACCUGCUGCCGAAACUAAUGAUAGUAAUGUGGAUAAUUUUGAUAUUUUGGGGAUGGUGAGAGAGAUUAAUCUGGAUAGUCUAGGUGUGCCAAGUAAGUUUGAGUCCAUUAAUGGUCAUGAAGUAGAUAAAACUGAGGAAAAGCGCAAGAGGAAAAGAAUACCUACUGAAAAAAUGAAUAUGUUCGUGCCCAAACGUCAGAGGUCAAAAGAGCUGUCAGUUUUUGAUAGCAUAAAAAUGAGUGACAUAAAUGAUCUUUCUUUGGAGCCAACUCACUCAGAUGAUAGAGGUCAUAUACAAAAAGAAUAUGAGAAUGGUGACAAGACUGGUGUGGGAAGGCUUAACAAGUAUAUGGAUACUGAUGGUAAUAAAAAAUCAGGAUCUUCAAGGAAGAGAAAACCAAAAAGUGUUACAGGAUUAGCCAAGUGUUCUUCAAAGGAAGUGGAAGGUCACACUACAGAUUUGAUUGGCAAACGAAUAAAAAUUUGGUGGCCUUUGGAUAAAGCGUUUUAUGAAGGAUUAGUAAAGUCAUAUGACGGUCAAAAGAAAAGACAUGUGGUGUUGUAUAAUGAUGGUGAUGUUGAAGUGGUACGUUUGGACAAGGAGCGGUGGGAGCUCAUUGCCAACACUCCCAAGGCUAAGAAGCAGAAUAAAUUGUCCAAGAGUCUACGCCCUAUAGGAAGGUCCACUAAGACGAAAAGUAAAGUUUUGGAUAAAUUCAAGAAAAUUAAGUCAGUAGACACUGACAGAUCUCCAUCAUCUAUGGUAAGAGGCAAGAGAACCCCAAGAAAAAAUACAAAGCAACGGAAAAAGGCAGUUAGCCGAAGAACUCUUGAAUAUUUGGAAGAAGAAAGAAAAGCAGAUUCUGAUAUGGCAGAACCUGAGCCAGAACCAGAGCUCGAGCCUGUGCUCGAGAGUGAUUUCGAAUCAGAGCAUGUCACUUUCUCUAAAGUUGAUAAUUUGGAUACAGAAGAAGAAUCAAGUGAUAGAGAGGAAGCAAAAGAUGCAGGGAAUGGGUUCAUCGAGGGACAGUCAUCGGGUACAAGUGAAAAAUCUAAUGAAGAUGACAUUGACACUGAUCCAGACACGCAUGAUGAGGCAGAGUUAUCAGAUGACAUGCCACUUAGCGCUUGGAAGUCUCAAAAAGAAACUGAGAAUGGGCCGGGAUCCGAUCAGGAAGAAGAUGAGAAACAGUCAUCGGGUACAAGUGAAAAAUCUAAUGAAGAUGACGUUGACACAGAUCCAGACACACAUGAUGAGGCAGAGCUAUCAGAUGACAUGCCACUUGGCGCUUGGAAGUCUCAAAUUAGGAAAGCAGGUGAAAGCAAAUAGAAUAUUAGUUGCUGAUGGUUUAGGAAACAAGAAGAUGAUGGCAUAUAAUUACGACCAACAGUACACCAAUAAAUGGCAAAUACGGUGUGUAGCUGAACUAGUAUGUGCAGUGACAUAUGCUUCUUUCGAUUAUUAUAGGCUAAUGUACAGAUGUAGCUGAUAUGCUUUGGGUAACUGACUCAAUUCUUUUGUUCAAGUGUGUAGAUUUUAGCUUCAUGUAAUCACUAAUGAUAGUGUAAAUCAUCAAAGCUAUAGAUAGAUACAUAGCAUCUUUUGCUUCCACAUCA
Messenger RNA from Erigeron canadensis, 5344 nucleotides. Its product is annotated as sister chromatid cohesion protein PDS5 homolog A. The transcript is spliced from 32 exons. Gene Ontology annotation, cellular component: nucleus; chromatin. Gene Ontology annotation, biological process: mitotic sister chromatid cohesion; DNA repair. The coding region runs from base 117 to 5057 and encodes 1646 amino acids. Lineage: Eukaryota; Viridiplantae; Streptophyta; Magnoliopsida; Asterales; Asteraceae. The record is from RefSeq and is a predicted model, not a curated record.